Messenger RNA from Talpa occidentalis (Iberian mole), 4197 nucleotides. RefSeq names its product La ribonucleoprotein 1, translational regulator (gene LARP1). Gene Ontology annotation, cellular component: cytosol; cytoplasmic stress granule. NCBI's taxonomy places the organism in Eukaryota, Metazoa, Chordata, Mammalia, Eulipotyphla, Talpidae. Gene Ontology annotation, biological process: positive regulation of translation; mRNA stabilization. The transcript has 19 exons. The coding region runs from base 1 to 3219 and encodes 1072 amino acids. The record is from RefSeq and is a predicted model, not a curated record. Gene Ontology annotation, molecular function: RNA cap binding.
AUGGCCGCCCAGGUGGAGCCGCUGCUGCCGGGCGCCGCCGCGCUGCUGCCGGCCGAGGAGCGCGGCGCGCGGGUGCGGAAGCCGCCGCCGCCCGCCGAGGGCCCGGCCGAGCCCGGGCCGGGCGCGGGGGAGCCGGACGCCGGCGCCCGGAGAGCGCGGCCGGCCGGCGCGGGGGCCCCGCGGGCGGCGCGCGAGAGCCCGGCGGGCAGCGACGGCGAGGAGGGCGGCGGCGAGCCGGGGGCCGCGGCGGGCGCCGGGCGCCGGGACUUCGUGGCGGCGCCGCCGCCCAAGGUGAACCCGUGGACGAAGCUCGCGCCGCCGCCGGGCCCGGCCGCCGUGAACGGGCAGGCGCCGCCAGAACAUUCUGCUCCUGCCAAGGUGGUGAGGGCAGCAGUCCCUAAACAGCGCAAAGGCAGCAAGGUUGGGGACUUUGGAGAUGCAAUCAACUGGCCCACACCUGGAGAGAUAGCCCACAAGAGUGUGCAGCCCCAGCCCCAUAAGCCUCAGCCGGCCCGGAAACUGCCCCCCAAAAAGGACAUGAAGGAGCAGGAGAAAGGAGAAGGGGGCGAGAGCAAGGAGAGCCCGAAAGCCAAGUCGGACGAGUCUGGGGAGGAGAAGAACGGGGACGAGGACUGCCAGCGCGGGGGGCAGAAGAAGAAAGGGAACAAACACAAGUGGGUUCCGCUGCAAAUUGACAUGAAGCCCGAAGUGCCCAGAGAGAAGCUGGCCUCGCGCCCUGCUCGCCCGCCGGAGCCUCGCCACGCCCCCGCCAGCCGCGGGGAGAUGAAAGGGGCUGAGCCUGCCGCCUAUGUGCCCGUGGCCCCCCCCACCCCAGCCUGGCAACCAGAGACCAAAGCGGAGCCCGCCUGGCCCGACCAGGAUGAGACGUCGAGUGUGAAGAGUGAUGGGGCUGGUGGGGCGCGGGCUUCCUUCCGUGGCCGUGGACGGGGGCGCGGUCGCGGCCGGGGACGCGGCCGGGGUGGCGCUCGAACGCACUUUGACUACCAGUUCGGCUACCGCAAGUUCGACGGUGCAGAGGGUCCUCGCACCCCCAAAUACAUGAACAACAUCACCUACUACUUCGACAACGUCAGCAGCACGGAGCUCUACAGCGUGGACCAGGAGCUGCUCAAGGACUACAUCAAGCGCCAGAUUGAGUACUACUUCAGUGUGGACAACCUGGAGCGAGACUUCUUCCUGCGACGGAAGAUGGACACUGACGGCUUCCUCCCCAUCACGCUCAUCGCGUCCUUCCACCGAGUGCAGGCCCUGACCACUGACAUCUCGCUCAUCUUUGCAGCCCUGAAGGACAGCAAGGUGGUGGAGAUGGUUGAUGAGAAGGUCCGCCGGAGGGAGGAGCCUGAGAAAUGGCCUCUUCCUGGCCCCCCAAUAGUGGACUAUUCCCAGACCGACUUCUCCCAGCUUCUCAACUGCCCAGAGUUUGUGCCCCGCCAGCACUACCAGAAGGAAACAGAGUCCGCGCCGGGCUCGCCCCGUGCAGUCACCCCCGUGCCAACCAAGACAGAGGAGGUCAGUAACCUGAAGACGCUGCCCAAGGGCUUGUCUGCCAGCCUGCCCGACCUGGACUCGGAGAACUGGAUCGAAGUGAAGAAGAGGCCUCGGCCCUCCCCGGCACGACCCAAGAAGUCCGAGGAGCCCAGGCUGCUCCACCCCACCUCCCUGCCUCCGCAGCCGCCCUCUCAGCCGCCACCAUCCAGGGAGCAGGAGGAGCAGGAGGAGCUGGAUUUCCUGUUUGACGAGGAGAUGGAGCAGAUGGACGGACGGAAGAACACCUUCACCGCCUGGUCCGACGAGGACUCUGACUAUGAGAUCGAUGACCGGGACGUGAACAAGAUCCUCAUCGUCACCCAGACGCCACCAUACAUGCGCCGGCACCCGGGAGGGGACCGCACAGGAAACCACACCUCUCGAGCCAAGAUGAGCGCCGAGCUGGCCAAGGUCAUUAACGAUGGGCUCUUCUACUACGAGCAGGACCUGUGGACUGAGAAGUUCGAGCCCGAGUAUUCCCAGAUCAAGCAAGAAGUCGAGAACUUCAAGAAAGUCAACAUGAUCAGCCGGGAGCAGUUCGACACACUAACCCCUGAGCCCCCUGUGGACCCCAACCAGGAGGUGCCCCCUGGGCCACCUCGCUUCCAGCAAGUUCCCACAGACGCCCUGGCCAACAAAUUGUUUGGUGCCCCAGAGCCCUCCACCAUCGCCCGCUCUCUCCCCACCACUGUCCCAGAGUCGCCAAACUACCGCAAUGCCCGCACCCCUCGCACCCCCCGGACACCACAGCUCAAAGACUCAAGCCAGACCUCACGGUUUUACCCCGUGGUGAAGGAGGGACGGACACUGGACGCCAAGAUGCCUCGGAAAAGAAAGACAAGACACAGUUCCAACCCCCCCCUGGAGAGCCAUGUGGGCUGGGUGAUGGACUCCCGCGAGCACAGGCCCCGGACGGCCUCCAUCAGCUCCAGCCCCUCGGAGGGGACACCAGCGGUUGGCAGCUAUGGCUGUACCCCCCAGUCCCUGCCCAAGUUCCAGCACCCCUCCCACGAGCUGCUCAAGGAAAAUGGCUUCACGCAGCACGUCUACCAUAAGUACCGUCGGCGCUGCCUUAACGAGCGGAAACGCUUGGGCAUUGGCCAGUCUCAGGAGAUGAACACUCUCUUCCGCUUCUGGUCCUUCUUCCUCCGAGAUCACUUCAACAAGAAGAUGUAUGAGGAGUUCAAGCAGCUGGCCCUGGAGGACGCCAAAGAAGGCUACCGGUACGGCCUGGAGUGCCUUUUUCGAUACUACAGCUACGGCCUGGAGAAGAAGUUCCGGCUGGACAUAUUCAAGGACUUUCAGGAGGAGACGGUGAAGGACUAUGAAGCUGGCCAGCUCUACGGGCUAGAGAAGUUCUGGGCCUUCUUGAAAUACUCCAAAGCCAAAAAUUUGGACAUUGACCCCAAACUUCAAGAAUACCUCGGCAAAUUCCGACGUCUCGAAGACUUCCGAGUGGACCCCCCCAUGGGUGAAGAAGGCAACCACAAGCGACACCCCGUGGCAGCAGGAGGUAGUGGCGGAGAGGGCCGAAAGCGGUGCCCCUCCCAGUCUUCUAGCCGGCCCGCCACCGUGGUCAGCCAGCCCCCCACGCCACCCGCCGGCCCGCCUGUCCGGGAAGAUGCCAAAUGGACAAGCCAGCACUCAGACACACAGACUUCGGGAAAGUGAAAAGCCCCUUAACCCGGGUCUUGGGGUGGGGGGAAGGGAGGGGGUGGGCAAGCGUCCGUGGGGGUGCCCGGCCCCAGGAGAGGGAGCAGAUGAGGGCCGGCCUGGGGUCGUCAGGGAGGACCUUUGUGCUGAGUAGUGUGUGUGCACCGGCUGGGCUGCCAGAGGCCCCUGAGCAGGAGCGCCCGCCCCUCCUCUCCCUGACUCCUCCCACCCGGCCAUCUUCUAAGGGGGAGGGGAAGAAGGGAGGUUUUUUAUAUAUAUAUAUACAUAUAUAUAUAUCAAGUUUUAAAUUAUUGAUAGUAUGUCUGGAUUACCAAAAUCACUCUGCAGCCCUGCCCGCCGCCGGCAGGCCGCCCCGGUCCCCACCCGUGGCCUCCUGCUCUCCCUCCAGCCAACUAUGCAGCCCACAGAAGGCCCCGGGGUCCCAUGGCCGCGCCCCCAGGCCCCAGGAACACCGGCCCCCGGCCUCGGGGCUUGCCAUCACCACGUCCGCCCCCUGCUGUCCCCACUGCGCCCUUCUGCCAUCUGGGAGAAGGAAACCAAAGGAUCUGAAAGGGGCUGGGGUCGCUUCCGCCUCGGCCCACUCCCCUCCCCGUGCCCCUGCGCCCACGCCCAGAGACGCUGCUCAUCCCAGAAGACUAUUGAGAGAUGAUUUAUUUUAUUUUUCUCUGAUCUUUCCGUCCUUGAAAAAAAAUGGAAAAACAAGCAAACAAAAAAAGGACAAAAUCAACCAAAAAAAAGACCAAAAAAAAAAAAUCAGAAGACCACCCCCCCCCCCAACUCACAGGAAGUGAUGUCGUUCCCUGCCCUUGGGGUUUUUUUGUUUUGUUCUUGAAAAUAAUAUUUUUUUAAAAGUUGCCUUAUUGUGGAGCGGGAAUCUGAAACGCCCAAAUGCCUGUUCUCCUCGCCGGAGUCACCUCACAGAGCGCCCACCGCUCUGGACACGGAUCCCGGAUCCCGUGGGGCCGGCCUCCUCCU